Molecule: messenger RNA, 1998 nt
Organism: Diatraea saccharalis (sugarcane borer)
Lineage: Eukaryota; Metazoa; Arthropoda; Insecta; Lepidoptera; Crambidae
Source: the annotation of a GenBank genome assembly
AAUUUUAACCCGAUAGAAAAUGACAUUGACAUCACACGUGUAAAUAAAAAUAAACUUACCGCAGCGCGGCUCGCAAGUGUAAUAAUUGUUUUUACGACUACAUUUUAUAUUAUAUCAGAUUACAAAUCUAUGAAAUGUUGAUAUGAAAAUAAUGUUUAGUAAAAAUGUCUGUAAAUAUGAUAGUAAACACAGUUCGUCAUUAUCUGGUUUCCCAAUAUAUGUACACUGUAGAUGAAUGGCUUACUGGGUAUUAUAAUUUCUCUUGAAUCCUUGAUAUGAUUUGAAUAAUUAAUUUGUUUAUAUUAAACAAUGACUUAUUUUUAUAACAGAUGUGUAGAGUUCUUAACCGAUGAUAAUGGUAGUAACUUUAGUGAAAUAGACAUUAAAAAUUUGGCAAGAGAGCAAUGGCUGUUGAAUGAUUUGAAAGACAUCUGCCCUGGCUGUCUGCCUCAAAAUUUGAAGGACAAUAAGAGAACUAUAUUAAAUGCAAAGUACAUACUUCAAAUAAAUGCAGUUGUUGACAUAGGCACUCCAGCAUAUCAGCAAUAUUUAAAAUUACAGAAAGUAAAUAUGGAAAAUAUCGAAGCAACAACUACAUUUGAAGAUAAGGUUUCCAGCCAUAGAAUGCUAAAGUUAUAUCUCACUGAUGGCGUACAAGAGAUUUCUGGUAUAGAAUAUAGGCCUAUGAGAAAUUUAAGCUGUGAUAUUACACCAGGCUGCAAGGUACUUAUUAAAGGGCCUGUGGAGUGUCGGAGAGGUGUGCUGCUUUUGACUGAGAGUGUGAUAGAAUUGCUCGGAGGGGAGGUUCAGGAAAUGGCCAUUACAAACUCUCUUGCUGGUCUAUUGUCUACAAAACUUGGACUACCAUUAGAAUCCAACCAUAACUCCACAAUGACACAAAGUAGAAAUCCAAAUAUACCAACACCACACGCACAGAUGCCGUCCCGCGUUGACGAGGUUCAAACACAAGAUCAAUCGUCUCGCCCUGUUGCUGUAGUCACGAGCCUUCAAGUCGCUCAUAGCAUGCCCGACGCCGAUGACGAUAUAGACAUAGAUGAUAUUGCGGCUAUCGAAGCGGAGUACUGUAAUCCAGGCAAAAGACCUCUCAACGAUAAUAAUAGUAAACCCGACAAAAAAUUAAAGACAGACAUUAAAAAUACUGUAAACAGAGCUGAUGAGUAUCCUGAUGACGAUGAAUGCUUCUUCGGUGAAGACGAGGAUUAUUUACGUGAAGUUGAAGCGCAAAUGGAAGCUCAGGAGAAAGGAUCAACACAAAAAUGUGAAGGACCAAUGGUUUUAUCUGCAGAACCUUAUGUUUAUAUAAAACAGAUUAAUGAUAUGAAUGAAGCAAAUAAAUCAGGUAGAGUUUUUAAAGUGAAAGCUCAAAUAAUGAAAUUGCUGUCAAAGUUAUCAGUUGGUAAAGAUGGUUGGAGCUUGAGAUGCACACUAAUUGAUGGCACUGGAUGCAUAGAUGUGGAUUUUACUAGUGAUGUCCUCUCUAAGUUGGUUGGAUUUACACCCCAAGAAAUGAAUCUGAUGAAGAAACAAAUGGCGACAGACCUUACAGUGAAAGAGAAAGCAGUCUUGGUGAGUACAUUGGCAUGGACGGAUUUGUAGAUCGGUGUGCCUUAAUUUGUUUGUAAUAAGAUUUAAGUUACAAGGUUUAUAUUUUUAUACAUGUCUAUGAGUUUACCUUUAAACUUAUAUAAAAAAAAAAUUGUUGUGAUAGCAAGGAAGUAUAUAAUCUGAAACAUUUGUAUUGCUUGUAUCACAAAUAAGUUGAAGAUUUCCAGUCGAAUACAUUUUUUUUUCAGGCAUUACAGAAGGCGAAAGACAUGUUACAAGUCUUGUAUUGUAUUAUAGAGUUGACAAUAUUAGAAGUGCCAAAAAUUACUUCACUGAUGCCUUUUGAAGAAUCGCAUGUCCAUUUGCUUAGUAAAAGAAUGCAAGCCUGUCAUGGAUUAUAGCAUUAAAGUAAAUUUUAUAAAACGUUUCAUU